AUGGCAACGAAGUUGGAGAGCAAAUGUAAUGGAAAUACUACCGGUAGUCAACAUCAGGCCACGGCAUCGUUUCCUGUAGUAGAAGUCCACCAUGAAGAAGACAGAAGUCUCAUCUCCUCCAUCACAGGCGUUCCGCUGGGGCCCUCUGACUUGUUGCAUGCCACUACCGGUAGUCACGCCUAUCCUUCCGCGGCCUUGGCAGCUGGGCCUGCCUCGGCGUCUCCGCUGGAUGUUUUGUCAACUUUUGAGCCAAAAGAAGAUACCACUGAUAUCAUCUAUAGGGUUGCUCCAAGGCCACUCUCUCAGUCCACAUCUACGCCAAUAACCAUCUCCCAGCAGACGCCGCCAUCCAACUCGAACCACCAUUUUACUACUAACUUGAGCAGGAGAACCCCAGCAAGAAUGUCCUUGACAGAUGACAAUAGCAGUGUGGAGCCGCCUCAAAUGUCAAUUGGAGACGAUGAAAGUAGUUCUGAACAACCGUCAAGGCUAGGAGCCAUCACGGAACAAAUGACCGAACUCAGUCUUUAUCGCAGUCAAAUACACCGCCCUUCCUCCAGUGGGCAGCAAAACUCUCACUCGUCGACUUCCAGCCCCUCCAGAUCCAAGAAAAGACUCUCCUUUUGGGAAGCCAAAAUGGUGGGCCGGGACGAACAGUUCCGUCUAUUGACAGAGUCCCUCACCCGCUAUUAUUCAUCCAGCAUGCAGAACCGCGAAAACACCAAAUCACACCUUGUGGAAAUCAGUGGGGAGUCGGGGACUGGCAAAACCAGGCUAGCAGAAAGCCUCAAAUCCACAAAACUCUUUCAAGCCCAUGAAAACAAUCCACUCUUUGCACAAGGAAAAUUUGACUUUCUGCUCAGGGAUGAACCCUAUGCAGGGAUAAUUGCCGCUUGUGAGGACAUUGCCGAACACAUUCUAAAACUUGGUCAGGCACACGCUUCAAGCCAGCAAAAGCAGUUGAGGGCCCAUAUUGUGGACACGCUAGCAAUGGCCAUUGACACGGAAGAACUCGAGCUCUUGAUCACAAUGGUCCCACUCAUGGGACAGGUCCUGGACAUCAAUCCACUUUCGCAAAGUCAUACUAAUGAUCCUACAUGUAGUAGAAAGAAGGAUGACUUUAUUCAACUUGAUAACAAAAAGACUCAAUUGCAGGAAACCUUUCGACGCUUUAUGAAAGUCAUUUGUCAGAGCUUCUCGCCCGUGGUCCUAUGCGCCGAUGACGUCCAGUGGGCCGAUGCCGAAAGUCUUCGUUUGCUGCAAGAAAUGCUCGAACCGCAACAACCAUACACAAUCUUUUGCAUCUUGCUCUAUCGAUCCAAUGAAGUGGCCAACAAUGCCUGCCUCACAAAGUCCAUUGAACACUACAAACACGAACAUGCAUCUGGCAACAUUGAUCGGACACACAUUCUGCUGGGCAAUCUCUCCAACGAAUCAGUCCAUCUGUACUUGCAAGAUUUGUUGAUAGAGAGCCAACCAUCGUCCGAAACGAAUACUUCCGAGACCACGGGGUUACAAGGUCUGACGGCAAUCUGCCACCAACGAACACAAGGAAACAUCUUCUUUCUGAAUAGCUUCCUCACCAUGCUCAAUAGCUACGGCUUCCUCACGUACGACACCAAUCUACAAAAGUGGACAUGGGAUGAGAAAGAAAUUGAAAUCAGAACUCAGUCGACCAACAAUGUGGUCGAACUCUUGAUGGAACGAAUGAAAACACUCGAUAGCCCCUCCUGUCGGGAGCUCUUGCGAUUGGCCGCUUGUUUGGGUUCCACCUGCAAGGAGUCCGUCCUUCAACUGUUGUGGUCCAACAUGUUUCACAAUAAACUGCAACAACCUCCAACGCUAUCACAAUCAGUGUUUCGAGCCAGCCUGAAGCGUUUGUACCACGAAGGCUUCUUCCAAGAACUCAACGAUGGCAGCUACAAAUGGAACCAUGACCAAAUUCGCGCUGCGGCCAUCAUGCUAACUCCGGAAACCGAGCGGGAUGGCUUUCACCGACGAGUCGGUGAAGCAUUAGCUCACUACUUGAAAGAGGACUUGGACUCAAUGAUCUAUGUGGUGGCGCAUUUAGUCAGCCAAGGAUUGCCGCCAGAGGCACAAGCCAAGCGUAAUCAGUAUGCGGAACUCUGUCUUCGGGCAAGUCAGCGUGCUACAAACGUUGCUGCGUUCACCAAUGCAAAGCUCUUUGCCGAAAAGGGGCUAUCAUUCCUUCCUGGUGGCGACGACAAAUGGAUACGAAACAAUCAACUAUGCCAUGAGCUGUACAUGUGCCUCAUCCAGGCGGAACGUAUUUGCGGCGAUAUUGUGCCCAUGGAAAAGCACUGCAACGAGUUGAUCGAUGCACAAUCAGAUAAACCAAUCAGCGUGAGGCUGGGAGCAAUCCAAAACCUAUACACAGGAAUCUUCUUUCUGGGGUCAGCGGACCGGGGCAAGGAAGGCGUCGAGAUUGGAUUCAAGACUCUCGAGCAACUUGGUUGUCGAUUUCCGAAGGGAAAUCUUGCCAUCAACGCCAAAACAAUAGCUUGCUUACUCUCACUCAAGAGAAUGAAGUCUAAACUUGCAAGGACAAAAGGAGAGGUCAACUUGAAAAUGAUGGUUGAGUCAGACCCGCCGGAAAACGUUGAAGAAUCCUGCAGAGUCAUUUACUCUCUCUUGGUGAUGUUGUACCUAUGCCACGAUGCCCGCUUGGCCAUUGCCGUCGUUCGCUUCCUUGAAUACACAUUCAAAUAUGGUGUCUCUGUCUACGCUCCGCCGGUGUUUGCGUACGCGGCAGCAAUCCUCACAGGGCCACUCGAUGAUAUGAUUGGGGCGUCCGCUCUUGCCCACUAUGGCUUGAAGCUUAUGCAGAAAGUGAAGUACAGGCCGAUUGUACCUAACACUUUGGGCCUCUCUUACCAGUUUGCUCUGCACCGGACACUGCCGUCCAGGGAAUCUGCGAUGCAUCUGCGAAUGGCAAGUGAGAUUGGCCUCAAGAUAGGCGAUCGUGAACUGGCUGACCUCUUUGCCUUCAACGCUACCUUCUACCGCUUUUUGAGCGGGGACAAUCUACCAGAACUUGCAAACGACUGCCGAGCUGACAUUGUUCAAAUGCAGCAGACAAAAAAUGACUAUGCCAUACAGUUCAUACAGUGGGCAUUGAGGGUUUAUGUGACCCUACUGGGAGAAGAUACUGAUGAGAUCAUGGAACGCAUCCAUUCGCACCCACUCGGAGCCCCGAAUGCUGACAAUCCGACACAGGAAACGGACCAUUUCUACAUCUUCUUUGCCAAGAAAAUGCUUGGCACGUACAUGGGAGAUUUUCAGGUUGUGGCAGGAAUAUCGCUUGUGCACUCGAACAGCCUGGACAAGGUGUAUAUUGGUACGCCGUACCAAAUGGUUGACCGUUUCCUGAGGGGACUGUCGUGCUUGGUUGUGGCGCGAAGAAGUGGAGCGAGAUCGCUGCUUUUGGAGGGCAAGCGUAUGUUGGCUAUGAUCAAGAGAUGGGUGAAACAGGGCUGCCCUAACGUUCGUCACUAUGAAGCCAUUAUGAGCGCUGAGCUGAGCGCCAUCAAAAAGAGAAAGCGGAAGAAAGUGAUGGAGAAGUACCAGCGAGCAGUCGACUUGGCCCUUGAAUGUGGUUGUGUUCAAGACGGGGCACUCUUUUACGAAUGCUGGGGCUUGUAUGCGCUAGAGUCCCUGGGAGCCAAACUUGAAGCCGUAGGCUACAUCCAACAGUCCAUCCGUCUAUUCACAUCAUGGGGAGCGCAAGGCAAAGUUCAGAAAAUGAGGCUACAAUACGGCAAUCUACUCCGAGGAGCUGAUGACACGUCGUCGACGUUGAAAGUUCCGUCACAGCAAACGUUGACGGUUGGUAGCGGCAAUCAACAAAGUGCCCCAGCUUCCAUUGACGUGUCCAAUGGCAUGGUAGGGGCUUGA
Seminavis robusta is the source of this 3915-nucleotide messenger RNA. NCBI's taxonomy places the organism in Eukaryota, Bacillariophyta, Bacillariophyceae, Naviculales, Naviculaceae. The record is from the annotation of a GenBank genome assembly.